Molecule: messenger RNA, 354 nt
Organism: Lolium rigidum
Lineage: Eukaryota; Viridiplantae; Streptophyta; Magnoliopsida; Poales; Poaceae
Product: protein PELPK1-like
Exons: 2
Coding region: 1-354 (117 amino acids)
Source: RefSeq, a predicted model, not a curated record
AUGACUUCGAGAAAAGCCACUGUCCUCCUCGGCCUGCUUCUCUCAUGUGUUGCCAUGAGCGGCGCUGUGAGGACCUUGCAGGAGGAGACCGCUCCGACCAAGGGCGAGGAGCACAAGCCCGAGCUGCCACCACUCCCCAAGGUCGAGCUUCCUCCGUUCCCGGAGGUGCACCUGCCACCUAAGCCCGAGCUGCCCAAGGUGGAGCUGCCGCCGUUCCCGGAGGUGCACCUGCCACCCAAGCCCGAGCUGCCCACGGUUGAGCUGCCGCCGUUCCCGGAGGUGGAGCUGCCACCGAAGCCCGAGAUGCCCACCAUCCCCGAAUUCCACUUCCCGAAGCCAGAGGCUAAACCAUGA